Messenger RNA from Symsagittifera roscoffensis, 3395 nucleotides. RefSeq lists its product as uncharacterized. Lineage: Eukaryota; Metazoa; Xenacoelomorpha; Acoela; Convolutidae. The coding region runs from base 821 to 3367 and encodes 848 amino acids. The record is from RefSeq and is a predicted model, not a curated record. The transcript is spliced from 2 exons.
AUUCAAAUUCGAAAAAAAAAUAACUAAAGUUUACGGAAAACGAAUCUACAUGUAAAAGGUUUUUUUUUGGCAGAAAAACUGAAGGCUAAAUCUGCUACUACUACUUUUUUCGCUUUUGGGUAGCCCAAGCAACUGCACAUAAGUAGCGUAAAAAUUCGUGGAUCAUCGUAACUAGUUGAAGCUUCAGUGCAAUAUAGCCCAAUAGUUCUUGUCGGGCGGAAGACUGCUCUGAAUUAUCUCUGCUAAAUGCCCAGUCUACGUCACGGAAAUGUUUUUGCCCCAAACCAAAUUUUGAACUCUGAAUCCCAUUCACCCGAAAUGCCCUCUUUAAUUCUGUGGGCUUCAAGUCGGAGGACCGUUCAUUGAAAAUCAAUCUUCAAACUGUGUAGCUUGACAAAUGGUUCCAAAACUGUACCAGAUUACGUGCUGUGUUUUGUUUCAAGUGCCUGAAAAGAAAUAGCCUCAGCUCAUGUUCCGGUUUUACCUCAAUGAAAUAGUAGUGUAGCCCUUAGAUUGCUCGUAAGUACGUCGAGAAAGCUAUAGUUGUAAUUUGUUUAUUUUAAAAUCCAUUUGGCCUUUAAAUUUAACAACUUUUCAAUGAUUUGCAAACUUCUGCUCAGACGUGAAAGCAGUUGAUUGUGUAUUGUUCAGCCUUGGGAUUGUUUAGUUCUUAAUUUGUCGAAAGUUUUCCCGUUCGCCUUUAGCGCUUACAUUAGUCAUUUCUUGAGGCUUAAAAAAGCUUUCCGAUAAUCAGAGUAAUCAAGUAAAAUUAUAAUAAUAGCAAAAUUUUCUUUUAUUACACUUAAUUUACUUGGAAGCGAUGACCAUGCCUCAAUGUGUGAGCAAUGACCCUGCCACUGGUUGUUCAAGGACGUACUCUGCAGAAAUGGAAUCGAAGCUGCCGGGAUGUGCAAAGUACGAGACCUCGUCUCCUUCCUCUUUCCGCGGGAGUUUCUUCGAGGAUAAUGCUAUUCUAAACGACCAUCAUGGAAAUUGGUCCGUGUACAAAUAUUUGCCCAAGUGCUGGACCACUCUGGAACCGGCUCUGUGUGGAGUGUUGCGGGCUUCUUGUCAGAAUAACAGUGAUGCCUCGAGGAUUUAUCCUUCCUUGACGAAGCUGCAUCAACACGGUUGCAACCAGAUGUUAGAUGUGUGUCCAUUUGUGAAGCACGUGUAUCAACAUGUUAACAAAUUCGUCACGUGUAGUAGUGAAUUCUACGUCAACAUGAAAUGCCCAGGACAAACACUACUGAAUCACUACGACAAGCCAGAUGUCGCCGAUUUUCAGUGCCUUCCUCCCGCGCAAGUCACUCCCUCCUCCGAUCUCUGGCUUACGAAGGUGGACUACUGCGGGAUGCCUUGCGACCAGUUGGAACCCUUGUCAUCAUGGAACCCUGCUCUCAUUCUAUCGUCCUUUUUGAUCCAACUCUGCAUUCUACUUUUUCUUCACUUCAGUCCUCAAAAAUAUGGGGCUGCCGAGUUCAAGUUUCUGAAAUUAGUUUUAACUGUAGACUCUCUGAUGACGUUUUGUAUUUCUCUCAUGCCCUUUGUUCACAACUUCUCGAAUUUCUGCGACUCUAGUUCAGAUUUGCUCGUUAUGAAUAUCAGACCUGGGUGGAGCGGCAAGUUUGCGUUUGAGCUUGCAGUCGCGUUUUCGAUGUCGUUUCUCAUAACUAUCGAGUGGUUUUGGAUGUUGCUCCGACUGAAGUAUUUCCCGAUGGCAAAAUGUGUAGCUUUUGGCGACCGACAGUAUCAAACGAUAGCUUCACCAAAGAAAGUGAACACCAUUAGUUUCGUUGUGUUGCUAUUUGCGCUGUUACUAAGCCUGGGAGUCGUAUCUCUUGGAACAGUGAGUCCCAAUUUCAGCUCACGGAUCCCACAAAUAUAUAUUGAGCAUCCGAUUUUGUUCUCAUUUGAACCGGUCGUUAUUUUCCUACUUCAGUUCGGAGUUUCAAUCAUGUUGUUUGUCGAUUCCGUGCGCCAUCAAGCAUUCAAACUUUCCUACGUCAUUCUGGGGACUUUUAUAUGUUUAGCCAACGCGGCUCGGAUUUACUGCUUCCACAGUUCGAGAAAAGCUCAGGAAUCGUUUGUUAACUUUUACUUCGAAAAAAUAUGGACUUGUAAUUUAGACGCUCUAACGGAAUGUGCAGUCGCUCUACCUUCUAUUUCUCCUUUACUUGAUGUGUUUCUUUUAAUUCUUAAACUAAUUGAUUAUAUCUUACUGUUUUAUGUUAUCAACUUGUUGUUACCAUUCAAAAGACCCUUCAAUGUUUUGACCUCUAUCAAAGAAAUCAUGCAGCCCACGAGCUCAAGUCUGUUGUCAAAAUCGAAGCCAAAAGUGACCGUCCUGGUUUCGAAUCCGAGCAGUGACGGGAUGAUUGAGACCUUUUACUCCCCUUCGCCUUCGAUGAAUUUCAAGGACACGCAAAUUGUCCAUUUGGGAGCUCAUAGUUCUCAAGAGAAAGGAAUACAGAUGAAGCAGCUCAAGCCUUCUCUAGAAGUAGCGAAAAGUGGUAGAAGUCCCAAACAAGGGAUUGUCAGGGCGGAAGUUUCGAACCCCGAUUCGGCGACAACGAGUAACAAUUACACACCUCAACAGCAGCACAAAAAUCAAGACCAUCAGUUAGUUAAUUGCCCAGAUUGCGCAAAGACUAUCAGAGUUGCCACGUGGGUUAAUUACCUGCCACAACCCACCCCAAAAAGGAAACACUUCGCGAACCCAAACAGACGAGGGAUUCCAACCUUAACCGCUAAUUGUAUGACUGGAUCUCCGACUAGUAGUAAUACAUUUAGCCCAGUCUACCCUCUGCAAGUACCGACAAGUCCUCGUAUCAACGUCCCGGCGGCACCCAGUACUGUUUCCAGGAGCUUUCCCGGUUCACCGGUGAUGUCUCACAGGAGCUCAUCAGUAGGUAGCAGUAGAAAAGCUUCAAGCAGGUCGGCUAAACCGGAAAGUGGGAAUGAAAGUCUGGGAGUGUAUCUUAUACCCGAGAGUCACAGACGAAUUUUGAGUCAGUACAACGCGAGUCCGGUGGCUUUGAGGAGGAAGAAGCCCUUAUCACCGCUGGUUACAAGUGACAGGAAAGUGGAAAACCAGAGUGCAAUGCCGAGUGGAAGUCAGAGUAAUCCAGCCACUCUGAGGAGUCAGAGGACGGCGACGUUUAAUGAACCGGAACCGAGUGCUGAUUCGGAUGCUCAAGCGACGCCCCGAGCGCGAGACUCGAGACCGAUUGAUUUGGAUCUGGAAAGUGGAAAUCGGAUAUCAAACUCGACAACUGCCUCGCAUAGCAACAGAGGCGGAAGCGAUUCGUUUGAUUCGGAGGAAGAUACGAGAACUGAAAUAGGACUGUGCACAUCUCUUCUGUGAUUAAAAAAAUGAAGCAUUAAAUUCAGGU